Molecule: messenger RNA, 536 nt
Organism: Strongylus vulgaris
Lineage: Eukaryota; Metazoa; Nematoda; Chromadorea; Rhabditida; Strongylidae
Source: the annotation of a GenBank genome assembly
AUGCAGUGCAUAUAUGCAGCUCAAUCCUUCACCAACUACUUCCUCUUGUGCUUUGUUUACUGCACAGCGUUGUCAUGCAAAACCGGUGAGCAGGGCCUAUUAGGUGUCCUGCGACGACGAGGCUUGCAGUAUUUCGUUCUAGCUCUAAUUGACGUUGAAGCCAAUUACAUGAUCGUCUAUGCAUAUCAGUUCACUAACCUCACAAGUGUGCAGCUCCUCGACUGUUCGGUCAUUCCAACAGUUUUACUGCUUUCGUGGUUGUUCCUCUCAGUUCGAUAUCUAAUUUCCCACAUAAUAGGUGUGUGUAUAUGUUUGGUAGGCAUUGCUUGCUUGAUAUGGGCCGACAUUUUGGGUGAAAAGGGAACCAUCGGAGGUAGUCACCGGGUCAUUGGCGACCUUUUGUGCCUUGGUGGUUCAGUGCUCUAUGCUGUAGCCAACGUGUCUGAAGAGUUCCUGGUGAAACAGCAUAGUCGAAUGGAGUAUCUUGGAAUGGUCGGCUUGUUUGGGUCGCUUAUUUCUGGAGUUCAACUGUAAGU